This is a messenger RNA of Galeopterus variegatus (Sunda flying lemur), 1323 nucleotides long. It is a transcript of the gene CHID1, whose product is annotated as chitinase domain containing 1. Gene Ontology annotation, cellular component: extracellular region. Gene Ontology annotation, biological process: carbohydrate metabolic process. Bases 34 to 1224 code for a protein of 396 amino acids. Gene Ontology annotation, molecular function: chitin binding; oligosaccharide binding. The record is from RefSeq and is a predicted model, not a curated record. The transcript is spliced from 12 exons. NCBI's taxonomy places the organism in Eukaryota, Metazoa, Chordata, Mammalia, Dermoptera, Cynocephalidae.
CCCCUGGACCUGGAGGUUAGAUCCUGCUGUGAUAUGCUGACCAUGGGGACACCCCUCAACAUCCUCUGGCUGGCUCUAGCCUGCAGCUCUGUUCAUGCUACCCUGUCAAAGUCAGAUGCCAAAAAAGCUGCCUCAAAGACGCUGCUGGAAAAGGCUCAGUUUUCAGAUAAGCCCGUCCAAGAUCGGGGUCUGGUAGUGACAGACCUCAAAGCUGAGGAUGUGGUUCUUGAGCAUCGCAGCUACUGCUCAGCGAGGGCUCAGGACAGACACUUUGCUGGAGAUGUCCUGGGCUACGUCACUCCAUGGAAUAGCCAUGGCUACGACAUCGCCAAGGUCUUCGGGAGCAAGUUCACGCAGAUCUCACCGGUCUGGCUGCAGUUGAAGAGACGCGGCCGUGAGAUGUUUGAGGUCACGGGCCUCCAUGAUGUGGACCAAGGGUGGAUGCGAGCAGUGAGGAAGCACGCCAAGGGCCUGCACAUAGUACCUCGGCUUCUUUUUGAAGACUGGACUUAUGAUGAUUUCCGGAACGUCUUGGACAGUGAGGAUGAGAUAGAAGAGCUCAGCAAGACUGUGGUCCAGGUGGCAAAGAACCAUCAUUUUGAUGGCUUCGUGGUGGAGGUCUGGAGCCAGCUGCUAAGCCAGAAGCACGCGGGCCUUAUCCACAUGCUAACCCACCUGGCCGAGGCGCUGCACCAGGCCCGGCUGCGGGCCAUCCUGGUCAUUCCACCUGCCGUCACCCCUGGGACCGACCAGUUGGGCAUGUUCACACACAAGGAGUUUGAGCAGCUGGCCCCUGUGCUGGAUGGCUUCAGCCUUAUGACCUAUGACUACUCCACGGCGCAGCAGCCUGGCCCUAAUGCACCGCUGUCCUGGGUUCGAGCCUGUGUCCAGGUCCUGGACCCCAAGUCCAACUGGCGGAGCAAGAUCCUCCUGGGGCUCAAUUUCUAUGGCAUAGACUAUGCAGCCUCCAAGGACGCCCGGGAGCCCGUCAUCGGGGCCAGGUACAUCCAGACACUGAAGGACCACAGGCCCCGGAUCACAUGGGACCACCAGGCUGCAGAGCACUUCUUCGAGUACAAGAAGAGCCGCGGCGGGAGGCAUGUCGUCUUCUACCCAACUCUGAAGUCCCUGCAGGUGCGGCUGGAGCUGGCCAGGGAGCUGGGCGUCGGGGUCUCCAUCUGGGAGCUGGGCCAGGGCCUGGACUACUUCUUUGACCUGCUGUAGACUGGGCAGCAUAGCCUCCAAGGUGGACGUGUACUUUUCUAAGCGAUGGAGUGACUGACCAGGUGCAAAAUACAGGCCUCUGUUCUGUGUGCCAUGGCA